Procambarus clarkii (red swamp crayfish) is the source of this 579-nucleotide messenger RNA. RefSeq lists its product as uncharacterized. The record is from RefSeq and is a predicted model, not a curated record. NCBI's taxonomy places the organism in Eukaryota, Metazoa, Arthropoda, Malacostraca, Decapoda, Cambaridae.
AUGGACUGUCACCAACACGAACUGUCACCAUCACGGUCACUAUCACAGACGGUCACCAUCACGGACUGUCACCAUCACGGACGGUCACCAUCACUGACGGUCACCAUCACAGACGGUCACCAUCACAGACAGUCACCAUCACAGACGUUAACCAUCACAUUCACCAUCACGGACUAUCACCAUCACAGACGGUCACCAUCACGGACAGUCACCAUCACGGACGGUCACCAUCACGAACUGUCACCAUCACGGACUCUCACUACCACGAACGGACACCAUCACGGUCACCAUCACGGACUGUCACCAUCACGGACGGUCACCAUCACGGACUGUCACCAUCGAGGACGGUCACCAUCACGGACGGUCAUCAUCACGGACGGACACUAUCACGAACGGUCGCAAUCACGGACGGUCACCAUCAUGGACUGUCAUAAUUAUGGACUUUCAUCAUCAUGGACUGUCGACAUCACGGACUGUCACCAUCAUGGACUGUCACUAUCACGGACGGACACUAACACGGACGGUCACCAUCACGAACUGUCACCAUCACGGACUGUCACUAUCACGGACGGACACUAA